AGGCUUCAAGGGAGGAUGCUGGCUCCUAACUACCGUGCAGAAUUGCCUUGGGCGCUCUCAGCUCCACCUGUCCGCUGCCUCACCUCUAGGACAGGUUCCAGAGCAGCCAAGGGGGCACUGGCUGCUUGAGCCCCUCUUGCAGUAGAUGAGCAGAGAGCUGCCCUGUGUGCAGCUUCACAGGCGAUGGAGCUGUUGCUGCUGGGUGGGGCAGUGGGAGCUUGGCUCUCUGGGACAGGGACUGUCUUGUCCGUGCAGUGCCUAGUCCAAUAGGCCCUGAUCCUUCAGGGGGGUCCCUACUAGCAGUGGGGGACUAAUGGCAGUGGUGCACUUGCUGUCAGCACUCGCACGCUCCAUGGCCCAAAGUAUCUCUGCUGACUCUAACCAUGGAGUGGCUCCCUAGUCCAUGACUGCAGGUCUCCCUUUUCUCUGUUUUUGGGGGCUUGUGGCCUCAGUUGAGUGUUACUGCUCCAGAACUUCCCUGAACAAACACAGCCCAUCUAGCGCUGGGACUGCUACCACAGCAAGCCCCGGGCAAGCCCCCCAGCUGGUGUCCGUCACCGCAGCUCAGACUUUGGUGGUGAGGGGCUAAUUGCCACCUGGUGUUUCUGAACUGGAAUGAUUCCAGUCUCAUUGCCAAGCCGUGCCGUGGUGCCCUGUCCUGCCCACUACAUUCUGUCCGGUUCUGCUAACGUUGCAACUCUGCCACUCCAGGAAUUAGCCUCUCUGCAGAUUCUCCAAAGAGCCGGCGAAGAAAUCAUUUCCCGUCUGCCGGAGCUGACUUUACUGCUCCCCCUCCCUGUUGACUGGAAAGGACAAGUUAGUACCUGGUGAACCCAGCCUCCAGUGGGGAGUUGAUCACACUGAUUCAUCCCGUGUGUGUGCUAUGUUCUGCCCCCGACCAGGCUGCAUUUCAAGAGGUGACGAGGUGGAGGCUGCAGACUGUCGUUUCAUUACCUGUGUUUAAUGCUGCCAAUGGGCAUUGUGGAGGACACUGAUGCCCCACAAGGGGCAUGAAUCCAGAGCAAGACAAAGGACAGUACCACAAGGGGACACUGCAGUGAGGGCCCCGAUACCCCAAUAGAUGGACAUCAUGUUGCCUGAGGGAGACCCUGAAAGGACAGGGGAGAAGGUCAGAGUCCAGGAUCCUGGGGAGCAUCCUUCAGUCACACUCUUCCGAGAGUACCUGAGGCUCAAGACUGUCCAGCCCGAGCCCAACUAUGAUGUGGCUGUGCGGUUCCUGGAGCGGAUUGCAGCUGAGCUUGGCCUGGGGUGUCAGAAAGUGGAGGUGUUCCCGGGCCGGGUUGUCACCAUCAUGACCUGGCAGGGCACAGACCCGCAGCUCCGCUCCAUCCUGCUGAACUCGCACACGGAUGUGGUGCCGGUGUUUGAGGAGCACUGGACCCACAAUCCUUUUGAAGCCUUUAAGGACUCUCAGGGUAACAUCUACGCCCGCGGAGCCCAGGAUAUGAAAUGUGUCUCCAUCCAGUACAUCGAGGCCAUCCGGAGGCUGAAGGCUGAGGGGAAGCGCUUCCCCCGAACGGUUCACAUGACAUUUGUGCCCGACGAAGAGGUCGGGGGCUGCAAGGGCAUGGAGCUGUUUGUGAAGCGCCCCGAGUUUCAGGCUCUCAACGUUGGCUUCACCCUGGAUGAAGGCCUGGCCAACCCGACGGACGCCUUCACUGUGUUCUACGGGGAGAAGUGCGUCUGGUGGAUUAAAGUCAAAUGUGAGGGGAACCCAGGCCAUGGAUCCCAGUUCAUUGAGAACACGGCUGCUGAGAAGUUGAACAGAGUGAUCACCUCCCUCCUGCAGUUCAGAGAGAGUGAGAAGCAGAGAUUGAAAUGUGACGAGCACCUCACCCUGGGCGACGUCACCUCCAUCAACAUGACUAUGCUGAGCGGGGGCGUCUCCUUCAAUGUGGUACCUUCGGAGCUGUCUGCCGCCUUCGACAUCCGCAUCCCGCCCACUGUCAACUUGCAGGCAUUUGAGGAGCAGCUCACAGUCUGGUGCCGGGCAGCUGGAGAGGGUGUCACCUGUAAGUUUUACCAGAAAUACAUGGAUCAGACAGUGACCUGCACCGAGGAGUCUGACCCAUGGUGGAAAGCAUUUAGUGGGGCCUGCAGAGACAUGCACAUGACGUUGAAGUGUGAGAUCUUUCCAGCCGCAACUGACAGCCGCUUUAUCCGAGCAGCUGGUCACCCGGCCCUCGGCUUCUCCCCCAUGAACCACACCCCGGUACUGCUGCACGACCACAACGAGUACCUCAACGAGCAGGUUUUCCUGCGGGGCAUCGAGAUCUACGCCUGCCUCCUCACCUCCUUGGCCAGCGUCCCCCCUCUGCCAGUGGAGGGCUGAGGGGCACAGCGAGGGGUGGGGGAUACCAGAACGAGAGAUGGGGAGUGAAAAUGCAUGGGGGCAGGGGGCAAUGGACAUGCAGGGGCUGGGGUAAGAAACAGCUGCUUGGGGGUGGGCAGGACGGGCAGUGGGCAGGACUCCAGGGUUCCUUGGUGGCAGCGCCAUGUGCAGAAUCACCCAGCUGUGCCAGCCUAGGGGGGCAGGCAUCGGCUGUGUCUGAGGGAAGAGGCAGCUUGUGUCUCUUCCUGUGCUCCAGGUCCGCUGAACCCAUUCAGGGGGCCCUAUGGAAUUAUACCUGGUGUCCAACUUCCAGCCCAUGGCUCUGCAAGCUAAGGGGGAGGCUGCCCCUGGGGGCACAACAUGCCAGGCUUUCUCCCAUUGCUUGCACUGGGGGUGGGGAAUACAUCUCGAGUGCCCUGUGCCCCUGCCAGGAAUUUACCCCCUCAUCACAUUGCAGCAGCAAUGGAAGCCCUCCCUUCUCAACAGGCCUAUGUCUGGGUCCUGGGGUCUAUGCAGUGUGGGGGGAGGGUUGCUCUAUCCAUCCCAACCUCUCCAAGGCCCCAGAGCCUCUCUCCCUUCUGCUCCCAGCCCCAGAUCUCUGCAGAGCUGCCUCCAGGGAUGGGCCAGGGCCAUGGGGCACUCCCUGGGCAUCCUGCGCCUCCCUUGGGCCCCCUUGGCUCUCCCUGGCUGCCUAGCGGCUCUCCCUGCUCCUGGGGCUAAGCAUCACCACUUGCCCCAGGCAGGGCGAGGAUCUGGAAGCAGGUGUAUCUGUGGGUAUGUGUAGGCAUUGAAAGCAAGGUGAGCUAGUGGAUAAAGCACUGGACUGGGCUUGGGAGAUCCGGGUUCCACUUCUGGAUCUAGCCCAGACUGCCUGUGUGACCUUGAAUGAGUCAGCUGAACUCUGUGUGCCUCCAUUCCCCAGGUGAUCAUACCCCCCGAGCUCCUGGCAUGCUGCUCUAAGAGCAUUGGCUGGGCAAUGCUUUGUACCUGCUGCCUACUCUCAUUAAACCACUGGGUGCGUGGGGUGGGGGGUUGCAGGAAAGCAGCUGGGAUAGCACCUCCUCCCGAGUGCCCCAAACUGUCACUGCCCAGCAAAGAUGGGUUGAGGCUAAAGCCAAUUGCUGCGAAAGCUCCAGGCAGGAAUCAGCUCUGAGCUGGCAGUGGCAGGUCUGUCUCAGCAGGGGUCGGUGUUUCCCAGCCAUACUGGGGCUAGCAGCAGGGCCAUGGGGGGAGAGGGUGCCCAAGUCCCCUGUCUGUGUGACCAUGCUAUGAAUUUUCAUUCCCUGGGGCAGGAAAGCAGCUGGGAUGGCACUUCCUCCGGAGUGCCCCAGACUGUCACUGCCCAGCAAGGAGGGUUUAAUUGCUGUCUUAAUGAAUCACACUGAAUUGGUGAAUGCAAAUCAGAGCACAUGCCUGGCUGGGCUGCUGUGUGUGGCACCCUGGAGUCUCAGGCCGGAGGACUGGCCCCAUCUCGGGGGGUGGAGAAGUGUCUUCUAGCACAUCAGAAAGCCUCAGGGGGGAGUCAUGUUCCCGAUCCCCAUUCCCCAGCUCCAGCUCUCUGGCUGCAGCCCCAUUCAGGGCCGCCCAGAGGAUUCAGGGGGCCUGGGGCAAAGCGA
Gopherus evgoodei (Goodes thornscrub tortoise) is the source of this 3969-nucleotide messenger RNA. RefSeq names its product aminoacylase 1 (gene ACY1). Gene Ontology annotation, cellular component: cytoplasm. Gene Ontology annotation, biological process: amino acid metabolic process. The coding region runs from base 1082 to 2353 and encodes 423 amino acids. The record is from RefSeq and is a predicted model, not a curated record. Gene Ontology annotation, molecular function: aminoacylase activity. Lineage: Eukaryota; Metazoa; Chordata; Testudines; Testudinidae. The transcript has 16 exons.